Acipenser ruthenus (sterlet) is the source of this 4668-nucleotide messenger RNA. It is a transcript of the gene pop1, whose product is annotated as POP1 homolog, ribonuclease P/MRP subunit. The transcript is spliced from 16 exons. The record is from RefSeq and is a predicted model, not a curated record. Gene Ontology annotation, biological process: tRNA 5'-leader removal. Lineage: Eukaryota; Metazoa; Chordata; Actinopteri; Acipenseriformes; Acipenseridae. Bases 185 to 3238 code for a protein of 1017 amino acids. Gene Ontology annotation, cellular component: nucleolar ribonuclease P complex; ribonuclease MRP complex.
CGGUAAUUGAACCGGAAGCAUUACUGGGCCAUGUGUUUGGUUGUCUAUGAAAGAGUGGUACUAGUCUGUAGUGUGGCGUGGUUUCUAGAGUUUAAGUACCUGCUUCUGAUGAAAGAAAGAAAGAAAGAAAGAAAGAAAAAAAAAGAAAAUUUGGUACCCUCACCCCUCAGAAAAUCUGUUGAAUAUGUCUGGAGCCAAGGGAAAAAAGUAUGCAAAGAAAAUGAGGAAUCAGCCCAGCAGUGUCACCUUUCCUUCAACUGAUUUUGGACAAAAUAGUGGAGGCAGCUCUUCUCAGGACCGAACACAGAGGGGAAAUGAAGGAGACCCUCAAUAUCAAUGGCAAGGUGGUGCGUCUGGUGGCUUUCAGCAGCAGAGAGGUCACUGGUCACAGCCUCCAGGCCCCAGUCAUCAAGGCCAAUUCAGAGGGGGGUUCAGGGGUCAGCGUGGCAGGGGAGACUGGCAAGGGGGGCAGCGGGGUCAUCGGACUCACCAAGGGUACCAGAGACAUUCACAGGAACUUCCAAAAUUCAUAACAGCAUCCUCCUUUGCUCAGGCCCGAGCAGCAGAGGUCAACGCCAUGUUAAAAGCCGUCAAAAAUAAGAAUGCCAACUCGCAGGUCUUUCAGGCUCUACCCAAGCACAUGAGGAGGAGAGCUAUGAGCCACAACAUCAAACGUCUUCCCAGAAGACUCCAGACCAUAGCCAAGAAAGAGGCAGACAAGACAUCUCAGCAGAAAAAGGAAGUGUCCAAAACUAAAAGCCGCAAAGCUCGCCGGCGACACGGUAACCUGCUCCUGGAGUUUAACCGAAGGCAGCGGAAGAAUUUGUGGCUGGAAACCCAUAUCUGGCAUGCCAAAAGAUUUCAUAUGGUGAAAAAAUGGGGGUACUGUCUCGGGGACAAGCCCACUGCAAAGUGUUACAGAGCAUGUUAUCGAGCAAUGACAAAGCACUGCCUUCUCCAGGAUCUUUCUUACCAAUGCUGUCUGGAGCUGAGGGGAGCAGAGGAUGAUCUCUUGAAGGCACUUGCAAGGGUGACCAGCACAGAUAUGGGAGCGACAUUUGCAGCUGUAGCUUGCCUCUCUGGAAAGCGCCAGGGGUCCCUGGUUCUGUACAGAGCAGACCGCUAUCCAAAGGAGCCCCUGGGUCAAGUCACAUUUAUCUGGAAACCCAAGAAGGUGCCUUCUGAAGAGAGGCAGCUCUGGAUUUGGACUCACCCAACAUCUAAACAGGAUCUCCUGUCAGAACUGCUGUCAGUUUGUCAGUGCUCUGAGGCCAUUGAGCCAAGAGCGCCAAUCCCAGGACCUGCUACCUCAUCAUGGAAAGUGGAGCAAAAGGCUGAAGCAGAACUUUUAGGAAGAAAAAGGAAAAGAAAUGACAAGGAAGGGGAGGAAGCUGUAGCUGUGAAAAAGAUAAUUGGAGAUGGGACUAGACUGCCAAACCAGCCUGUGUCCUGGAGAUCAGAAACUACUGGAAUAGUUAUGAGUGACCUCACCAUGGAAAUUCUGAGAUACCGUCUCAUUGGGCCGCUUUCCCAUUGUGUUCUUGCAGAUGCUUUUAAACCAGCUUCAGACUGUAAAGAGCCUGAUGGUGUGACAGAAGGGCCCUGCUCGUGGUGGUUGAAGCACUGCAAGGAUGCAGACAAUCUAUCCAUUCAUCACCGUCAAAAAGACACCUUUCAGCUACUGAAGGGGGUUGGAUCCCCAGCGGAGAUCCCAGCAGGUACGGUUCUUGGACUCACUGUUGAUGACCCCAGACUGAACUUGCCAAACAAGAGAAGCCAAUCCAUGCCCGAUCCCUCACGGGUGCAAGAUUUGCAGAUCAGGCAGCUGACUCUGUCAGGUGUUGCAGCAGAAUGUGCCUGGAGCUCCAUCUGGGACCAAGCUGUCAGAGAUAAUGUUACUGAAAAUAAAAUUCCAGAGAAGGAACUGAACCACAUGAAGAGUGAACUCCUGGUGCCUGGUUCACACCUGAGUCUGGGCCCAAAGGACUCCAGGAUCCCCAUCUUGCUGGUGCAACAGCCAGGGAAGCAGACCGGAGAGGAGCUCUCGGGAUGGGGCAGUGGGUGGGAUGUUCUGGUUCCAAAAGGCUGGGGAAUGGCUUUCUGGAUUCCUUUUAUAUACAGAGGAGCCCGUGCAGGAGGGCUACAGGAGGGGCUCAAGCACUCCCAGAACAAAGGAGCAGCUCACUUCCCACAUGACUUCCCAGACUGCCCGGCUGGCAUGCGGUUUGCUAAGGAACAGGAGAAUGAACUCGCUGACAAAUUCAAAAGGCGUCCGCCUGCCAAAAGGCCCAAUUACAUUAAACAUGGCAGCAUUGCACCAUUUUGUUGCCCAUGGCAACAGUUAGCAGAGGAAUGGGAGAUAAUAGUCAAAGACUCUGGAGACGAGCAACCAGCUGCCUUGAAGGGAAGAGAGAGGCCUUUAUCUGCAGUUCAAGGCUGUGAAGAAGAACUUUUGAAAUCUGCUGAGUCACCAAGUAAACUAAGACUGGGUUUGCAGCUCGAGGGAAUUGAAGUAGAUGCUGGAGUUUCAGUCACCGAGAGCAAAAAGGCAUGUGCUGAAGGGAUUGGUGGCUUCAGGGUUCUAAGGAGCAGGAAUGUGCUCAGGCAGCUGUCCGUUUGGUGUCGACCUACAUCUGGAAAAGGUCAAAGGGGGCAACGACUUGUGCCUUCCUUCCAGCAGGAGUUGACCCCAGAGUCUGCUGUAUCCGUCUCUGCCGCCAAUCCCUUAUCUCUUGUCUGGGCCAGGCUGACUCUCUUAAAAAAGGGCAGCCCUGCACUGCAUGCAAUGAUUUCCAUCCCAACCGCUGAGGAUUUUGAGCAGCUCAGCAAAGACCCAGCCUACUGCGGGCCCCAAGAGCCGAAACACAGGGAUCACUUCAAGCACAAGAUCAAACAAAUCAAGAAAAGCAAGAAAAAGAAGCAGCCCCCUGCUGAAGAGACUUCUGAAGGUUACAAAACCAGCUCCCCAGAUGGUGGCGUUUGUAGUGAUCUCACCUUGGGCUUGUGGCCGGAGCCCCUGCCCAGCGUCACCUCCCACUGCUCCAGAGUUACCAUCGGAUUUGUCACGCAGGGAGACUUCUCUCUCGCUGUGGGCUGUGGGGAAGCCUUGGGUUUUGUUAGCCUGACAGGACUGCUGCAUGUGUUGUCCCGUCAACCAGCCGAUAGGAGGGGACUGGUGUUGAUGAGGAACGCUGCUUCGCUGCAGUACAGAUUUGCUAAACUUCGCAUUGAAGUGUGAAGAGGGAGGGCAGGCUUAUUUCUUUAACCAGUAAUUAAAUUAAUUUAAGGUCGAGAGUGUAGUUCACCAUUCCAAUCAAAUCCUUCACCCGUCUGAGAGACUGCCAGUCCCCCACAAGCCACCAGAUCAAGAAAUUGACCUACCUAAGACUGCCUCCAGAGUAUAAAGAUGUAUUUACCCUGGCUACAUGCAUGCAUUCAUCCUUCUGGAUAAUCGCUAGAACAAGCAUGCACAGACAGAUGCACAUCUUGCUGUUAAACAAUAGGGUCAUUCCAGCUCAGGUGGACCAAAGGUUGUAAAAUUGCUCAUUUUGGUGACCUUGGACACUUGAUUGUUUUCUGUUUCUGCCUUCACUUCAGUGCCUUCUGUUCACUGGGUAGUACAGCUGUAGAUAUUAAGCUCUUAACACAUCUUUGACUUUCAGGUAACCAGCGGGAGCAAGUGACCUUCCAUUUAAACUCUGAACCCUAAAGCACGGCCAUGGCCCUCACUAAAUUCUGUAAUCUGUAUUUUGAUCUUUUUGGUUAAGGUAUUCUAAGUUUUGUGGUAACACUUGCGUUUAAGGAUCUGUUAUAAACAGUCAAUAAAUCUCUGUGUUCUAAAGGAUGUUCCAAAUAUUAGGGUGUUGUUAGUAACCAACAACCAAAGUUAACCGAUGUAUUGUAUUCACAAUAAAAUCUCUUAAAUUACUUUUAACAUGACUUGAAGCUUUACAAGCAGUGUGUUAUUAAUGGAAUUAACAGUUAUUCAGUGUAAAUAAUCAUUCCAAUGUUUAUUAACACAUUUACAGCUGUCUUAUAAAUGGAUCCUUAAAGGUUACUGUGUUUACAAGGAAGAGAUUUACCUUUGCUCUUAUCCCAUGCUGUGUAUUUUGCAAAAACAUUUUUUAGACAUAAUCCUGAUUUUGUUUGUUAUACACACCUUCAUGAAUCCAGAUCAUGCUAACCCCUCAACACUGCUUGUCAUUUUCUGAUCCCACAAUACGCUGUUCUUUUAAAGAGCACCGCCAUUGUUGUUGGAGGGAGCAUGAACUGGUUACACUAUGAUGCUCAUAAGAGCAUUUCUCUUUUCUCCCAAGUAAUAUUGGGCAAUGUAGUCCCAGUUGAUUUGUGACAAUACAUAUCAAAACAAUAGGGAUUAUGUUUAAAAUUACAUAUUGCUGUGAUACAGACAACUCAGGAUGCGGUAAAGUAAUACAUUUCCUGAAGACACUGCAUGGUUGGUAUUAAUAAAGGGUGUUUUUUUUUUUUUUUUUUAUAUAUAUAUAUAUAUGUCGAAAUUCUGUCAGACUGUGAAAUUUGUUCUAUUAUAAAAUGAAAAAAAAAGUGAGAAGUUUUUCAGUCUGGUUAAACCUAAGUUAAGUUGUAUAAUGUUUCAACAUUACUUGAUGAAUACCUUUAUUUCAACAAUUAAAUUCCUGCACCAUUGAA